CUCUUACUUUGAUUUCUCUCUUUCUCUCUCUUGUACUUCCCUCAUUUCUACCUCUACUCUUAUUCCAGAAAACCCAGUGCUAUAAACUUCAUUUCUAUUAUCCAUAUAUAGUUCUUAAAACCUCUGUUAGAUUGAAAAGGAUUUUCAUUAAGUUUACUUGUUACUUUAGGUGAAUAAUCAAUUAUCAUUUUUAUUAUGGAAAUUUCUGCAUGUAUAUAAAAGUAGACAAAGGUAAAAAUAAACAAAAUUACUAAUUAAAUGAGAGGAUCUCUUACAAAUAUAUUAGUUACACAAAAACUACACUGCUUUUUAUGAUUCUUUUGUGACUGUUUCCACACUUAAUUCUUUUAUUUUACUGACUGGCCAGGUCAUUUUCUUCUAUGGCAGAAGAAAAUAAGACACAGGUGACGGAGUUUGUUCUCAUGGGACUUACAGAUCUUCCAAGGCUGCAGGUCCCCCUGUUCCUGGUGUUCUUGGUCAUCUAUCUCACCACCAUGGUGGGCAACCUUGGUCUGGUUGCUCUCAUCUGGAAGGACACCCACCUUCACAACCCCAUGUACUUAUUCCUCGGCAGUUUGGCCUUUGCAGAUGCCUGUACUUCAUCCUCUGUAACUCCCAGGAUGCUUGUAAAUUUUUUAUCCAAGAAUCAUGUGAUAUCUCUUUCUGACUGUCUGGCUCAGUUUUACAUUUUUGGUUCCAGUGCCACCACAGAGUGCUUCCUCCUGGUAGUGAUGGCCUAUGACCGCUAUGUAGCCAUUUGCAACCCUUUGCUUUAUCCAGUCGUGAUGUCCAAUAACCUCUGUACUCAGUUCAUUGGCGUUUCAUAUUUUAUUGGUUUUCUACAUUCGGCAAUUCAUGUGGGUUUGUUAUUUAGAUUAACUUUCUGCAGGUCCAAUGAAAUACAUUGUUUCUACUGUGAAAUUAUACAACUUUUCAAAAUUUCUUGCACUGAUCCUACAGUUAAUACACUUCUGGUUUUAGUCUUUUCCGCCUUUGUACAAGUCUUCACUUUUACGACCAUCAUGGUGUCUUAUACCCGUGUCCUCUUUGCCAUCCUGAAAAAGAAGUCUGAAAAGGGCAGGAGCAGAGCCUUCUCCACGUGCAGCGCCCACCUGCUCUCUGUCUCUUUGUUCUAUGGCACUCUCUUCUUCAUGUAUGUGCGUCCUGGGUCUGGCUACACUGAAGAUCAUGAUAAAAUUUAUUCUUUAUUUUACACAAUAAUAAUUCCUCUGCUAAAUCCUUUUAUUUACAGCUUGAGGAACAAAGAGGUUAUAGGUGCCUUGAGAAGAAUAAUGAAGAAAUAA
Messenger RNA from Acinonyx jubatus (cheetah), 1304 nucleotides. RefSeq names its product olfactory receptor 5AC1-like. Gene Ontology annotation, cellular component: membrane. Gene Ontology annotation, biological process: G protein-coupled receptor signaling pathway; sensory perception of smell. The record is from RefSeq and is a predicted model, not a curated record. Gene Ontology annotation, molecular function: odorant binding; G protein-coupled receptor activity; olfactory receptor activity. Bases 381 to 1304 code for a protein of 307 amino acids. The transcript has a single exon. Lineage: Eukaryota; Metazoa; Chordata; Mammalia; Carnivora; Felidae.